CGGCUUCCCGUCGCCGUGUCGCGCAGUGGUCCGUCGGAGCGACACCACGGGCAGUCGGCGGCCGGACGGGGAAGAUGGACGCAGCCACUUUGACAUAUGAUACUCUCCGGUUUGCCGAAUUUGAAGAUUUCCCCGAGACCUCAGAGCCUGUUUGGAUUCUGGGCAGAAAAUACAGCAUUUUCACAGAGAAGGACGAAAUCUUGUCGGAUGUGGCAUCCAGACUUUGGUUUACAUACAGGAGAAACUUUCCAGCCAUUGGGGGAACUGGCCCUACCUCAGACACAGGCUGGGGCUGCAUGCUUCGGUGUGGACAGAUGAUCUUUGCCCAGGCCCUGGUAUGCCGGCACUUAGGUCGAGAUUGGAGAUGGACUCAGCGGAAGAGACAGCCUGACAGUUACUUCAAUGUCCUCAAUGCUUUCCUCGACAGGAAGGACAGCUACUACUCCAUCCACCAGAUAGCGCAAAUGGGAGUUGGCGAAGGCAAGUCUAUAGGCCAGUGGUACGGGCCGAACACUGUUGCCCAGGUCCUCAAGAAGCUUGCUGUAUUUGACACGUGGAGUUCCUUGGCUGUUCACAUAGCAAUGGACAACACUGUGGUGAUGGAGGAAAUCAGAAGGUUGUGCAGGGCAAGCCUUCCCUGUGCUGGAGCUGCUGCAUUUCCAACAGAGUCAGAGCGGCACUGCAAUGGGUUCCCUGCAGGAACUGAAGUCACCAACAGGCCAUCAACUUGGAGACCCCUGGUGCUUCUCAUCCCUCUCCGACUGGGACUUACAGAUAUCAAUGAGGCCUAUGUGGAGACGCUGAAACACUGUUUCAUGAUGCCCCAGUCCCUGGGUGUUAUUGGAGGGAAGCCCAACAGUGCCCACUACUUUAUUGGCUACGUUGGUGAGGAGCUCAUCUAUCUGGAUCCCCACACUACACAGCCUGCAGUGGAGCUGACUGACAGCUGCUUUAUCCCCGACGAGAGCUUCCACUGCCAACACCCUCCCUGCAGGAUGGGCAUUGGGGAGCUUGACCCAUCCAUUGCUGUGGGAUUUUUCUGUAAGACUGAGGAAGACUUUAACGACUGGUGUCAGCAAGUUAAAAAGCUAUCCCUGCUUGGAGGCGCCCUGCCAAUGUUUGAGCUGGUGGAACAGCAGCCUUCCCAUCUGGCCUGCCAGGAUGUCCUGAACCUGUCCCUAGAUUCUUCUGAUGUAGAGAGACUGGAGAGGUUCUUUGACUCUGAGGAUGAAGACUUUGAAAUCUUGUCCCUCUGAAAAUCCUGGGGUUGGGGAAUGGCCUCCAUGGCCCUCGUUGGGGUGCUUUGAGAACCCAGACCUGCCUUGGGCACUCAGUGUCACCGCAUUCCAUCCACCUAGCCACCCCUGCCAAGUGCUGUUCGCCUGUGCCACCUCUGUCCAGAGGGCCACUUUGCUCAUGGACCAAGGACUGCGGUGCCUGGAGGCCUUACUGCUUGGAGUCAGACUGCCUAACCCCAAACACAUGAAGGGCCUGUCCACAUGAGGUCGCCCAUCAGAAGGCCUAGUCAGGAAGAGCAGCAAGUCAGGAGCUUCCAGAGUUCUCCACUUGAUACUGCCAGCCCUGGUCAGCACAUCAGCUUUGGUUCUGCUUUCUUCUGGGCAUCUGGGUCUAUGGUUUAUUUGGAAUUAAAGCCCUAUUUGAAGUUGUUUAACAAAGACAUGAAUUUCUGGGGCACUUCCCAGGGCAGCCUUAGAAGAUCUGCAGGUUGAUGUGUACAGAGUGACAGUCACAUCAUGGCCUCAUACUGCUGGGCAGGGUGAGCUUUCGGGCUGUCUCCUCUGCCCAGUGUGAUUUAUCAAGGGCUACCUCGGUGGGAGAGCAUAUGGAAAGAAUCACAGCAAGGCUGCUACUUGCUUUGGAGAGAAAAUAUUCUUGUGGGGCAUUGGAAAAAUCCAAAGAUAUCAGUGUGCAUGGGCACAGUGUGGACACCUGAAGCUUGGGGCAGCUGACAAGCCCCCAGGGCAUCUGGAGUUGUAGUCCUGAGGUUCCCUAUUAGGACCUCACUAGGGAAGAGGUUUGUUUCCUAUAAGGGGUUGAUGCAUUUGUUAGCUUGCCACCCAGCUUCCCUCUGGGGGGAAAGGGAGGGGAGCAGAGCUGCUCUUUGCUUGUGACACUGUGCCCGCUGGUAGUAGGGUACACACUGCUACUUGAGCCUUCCUCUCUGUUCCUUUUGAGAAAACUCUCCUGGAUCACAGAGAAUUUUAGAUGGUCUGGGUCCAAAAAGAUAAAAGUACUACAGCUUUGUGGUACACAAUAAACAUUUGGACAGAGCUGGUAGCUCCAGGCACUAGCAGGUGAAGUGUCCAGCCCUCCUUGGCACAUACCUGACACCUUCUAACCCUGGCUUUCUGGGCCCUCAAGCUUUGAUGCUCUAGGUCUGCUGUCUUAGAAAAAGGCCUGUCCUCCCCCUAGAUACCAACAGGGCAGUGUGCCGUGACCCUUGCAGGAGCCUUUACUAAAAACCCUUCCCUAGCAGCCUGUAGAUUGGGUGAGGCUGGAGCUGUUCGCUGAUAAAGCAGCUCUAAGGGGCCCACAAGGUAGCAGGAGGCAUCCCUCUCCAUCAAGUGUUGAUGACAUAUUUAUUUCAUCUUAUUCUCUUUCUCUCUCACACAGCUUGUCCCUUAGCUUCAGGUGGCGUGGGAUAGGGGAAAGGCCAGGACAGUUUCCAUUCCUCUGGGACUUGCUUCCUGAAUCCAGUAGCCAUUGUGCUGGCUGUGGCCCAGGGUCUUGGUGUUAACUCCUGCUGUUAGUAACCAAGGGUGGAUGUGUGGAACACUACAACCCUAGGGAACUCCCAGGGCUUGAGAAAGGCUUCCUGAGGUUGUUCAUUCUUAGUAGUGUAGUUUGCAAUUCUUAAUGGUAAUAAUAAGUUUCAGUAGAAAACAAA
Molecule: messenger RNA, 2908 nt
Organism: Psammomys obesus (fat sand rat)
Lineage: Eukaryota; Metazoa; Chordata; Mammalia; Rodentia; Muridae
Gene: Atg4b
Product: autophagy related 4B cysteine peptidase
Exons: 13
Coding region: 75-1256 (393 amino acids)
Molecular function (GO): protein-phosphatidylethanolamide deconjugating activity
Source: RefSeq, a predicted model, not a curated record